Molecule: messenger RNA, 2032 nt
Organism: Gadus macrocephalus (Pacific cod)
Lineage: Eukaryota; Metazoa; Chordata; Actinopteri; Gadiformes; Gadidae
Product: C-type mannose receptor 2-like
Exons: 4
Coding region: 130-903 (257 amino acids)
Source: RefSeq, a predicted model, not a curated record
CUCACCAGUGCUGGACUCGAUAAAUACAGUUUUAUUAAUGAGAGGAAGACCUGGUUUGAUGCCCAGGAGUACUGCAGGAGCAGAAAUGGUGACCUGGCCUCUGCCAGAAACAAAGAGGACGUAAUCCUCAUGACAGACAUAACAGGUAGGACGGAGUCAUGGAUAGGACUGAAUGAUUUAAACAGAGAAACCAUGGACUUGUACCCAAACUCGUGGAGAUGGUCCACCAAGACUAAGAGCCGAUCAGGUUACAUGAACUUUGCACCUGGUGAGCCUGAUUCUGCUAAUGGAGAUGAGGAAUGUGUGGACAUCUGGAGCGAUGGUACCUGGACCGAUGGAAAAUGUUCUUCUUCGUUGAACUUUGUUUGCUUCUCUGGACAAUCCACUAAUAAAACCUACCAUCAUGUCAACCUGAACGAAACAUGGGCGUCGGCUAAGAAUUACUGCCGCACUAAUUACACUGACCUCGCCAUGAUAGAGAAUGAAGAAGAGAACCAGCUGGCUUCCUCCAACGUCACUGAUCCUGCAUGGAUCGGUCUCUCCAGAAGGGCCUGGACGUAUUCUGAAGCCACCGAACAAUCCUUUAGGCACUGGUGGAGCUAUGAGCCCGAUAACCGUUCAGGGAAACAGUUUUGUGCAUCGGCGUAUAAAAAUGGAUUUAGCGACAUGGGAUGCACCUCAAAGUUACCCUUUCUUUGCUCAGAUGGUAUAGCUCGGAAACAGAGCAGAAUAAAGACAAUGAUCCAGUCUAACUUGGACCUGACAAACCAACACAAUAAGGACAGCAUGCUACAACAACUGUCUGCAUCACUGACCAGAGCCGGACAGACUGACUUCAACCUGAGCUGGAGCACUCCGCCACAAAAACUAGAUCCAACGGGCUUGAACGAUGACCACCAAUAAUGACUAUAUUAAUUAUGAAUGCAUUCAUUAAUGUAAUACAUUGAUUAUACUAAGGUUGUCAACAACGGGACCCUGUUUCUGUGAAUGAACUCAAUCGAUUUUCCCUACAUUUUAUGUGUGCAAAUGCAUAAUUUUUCAACGUUGACAACAUGUGAUCUAUUAUCCACAUUGACCAUGUAUAGUAAAGUGUGGCUUAGUUCAUAGGAUGAGCCAAUUGGUUCAUGCAGCAAUUUAUUUUCUCUGAGUCAUCAUAAUAAUGAUUAUAAAUUGUUAAUGGAAUCAUUAUGAGAAUAACUACGUAUUGAAUAGACAGAAUUUAGCCAUUAAUGUUGAUUUUAAUCAGAAAAAUAAUAGAAUAACAAAAAAAAGUGCAAUAGUUGAUAGUAUAGUUCAAUAAUGCAGUCGUUUAUGUUGCAAAUGUGGGGGUCUUGUUUUUAGGGACACUAUUCUGAUUAAUAAGCAAAAAAGGGUGUUUUUUUGGAAUGUGGCCUUAAAUUAAUUUUUGUACGUUAUACAAAUUUCACUAUGUUACCAGUGGCCCUGAUGAUGUUACUCUGUACGCCAAUAUUUAACUGUUAUUAUACUUACAAUACAAAGGGCACUAUACUUACUUUUUGUAUGAAAAACAAACAGAAUUCCCUAAAUCAUUAAAGUUUGUUUUUUCUUAUUAUUUUCAUACAGUGAUUUGUUUAGAUCUUAAAGUGCCUAACGUUGUUAAUUUGCAUUUGGCCUAAAACAAACAAAGAGGGAGUUAAUUAGUAGAUGCACCUGCUGAAGGGGGCUUUCCAGCCUCAAGCAACUUGUGGCUCAAUGGGGCGGCAAAGUCCCUCUGCCCUGUGUCAGAGGCAAUGGAUUCAAUGACCAUCGGGUGUGUGUUUUUUGAUUUAAGAGUGUAUUUCUUAUAGUCAAACAAUAACAAUUGUACAUUUAUCCAUACAAUUAUAUAACACAUUGGAUGUUGCAUAAAUAUUUAAAUUCAAGAGUACGAUAGAUAAUUUAUAGUCAGAAAUAAAUGAACCUUUUUGCCUUCUCAUUCUUAUCCAUUAUUCUAAUGUCCGCACGCGUCAAUGUCUGCCUAGUAAGUUUACGGGCAUUACGUAGAUCAUUCAAAUAAAAUUGCAUCUUUCUU